This is a messenger RNA of Alligator mississippiensis (American alligator), 7381 nucleotides long. RefSeq names its product MLX interacting protein like (gene MLXIPL). Lineage: Eukaryota; Metazoa; Chordata; Crocodylia; Alligatoridae. Gene Ontology annotation, cellular component: nucleus. Gene Ontology annotation, biological process: regulation of transcription by RNA polymerase II. Gene Ontology annotation, molecular function: DNA-binding transcription factor activity, RNA polymerase II-specific; protein dimerization activity; RNA polymerase II cis-regulatory region sequence-specific DNA binding. The record is from RefSeq and is a predicted model, not a curated record. The transcript has 17 exons. Bases 3622 to 6309 code for a protein of 895 amino acids.
AGCAUAAAGAAAAAACUAAUCACUAACUAUAAUUUUAAAACACUACAAACUACAAAAACAAAGUCUAUAGGUGGCACCCUCCAUGCGGGGUCUUCACCCAUGCCCAGGCAAUCUGGGACUUGGGACUCCCCAAAGGGUAAUUCUGGGGGCUGGCACCCCUAUACCAGCCCUUCAGCAAUGGGCUGGAAAAGCAGGGGCCCACGUUGGAGUGUCCAAUGAUCUGCUCCAUGGGUCCAUUACGCUGCAGGGAGCUGCUAGAGAGCGUAGAUCCUUCUGCGUUGCAAAGGACCCCUUGUUGCUCCCUGUGAAACUGUAGCACUGAUCCUCACUUCUGCAUGGUGGAUUUGAGGGGUGAACGGCAGUUUUCAUCAGCAUAUUGCACCCCCAAGUUUUCAGUCCUAGUCCCAGCUCUGCUGGGGCAAGAAACUGCAAGAGACCUCAGAGAAAAGCCAGCCAAACAGCAAAAAGGGCCUGACCAGGAACCAACACUAACCACGCUGCAUUGGUCAGGAAGCAGAGCCACAAAAGCAACAUGUGCCAGGCCCAAAACGUGCUAGACCUUGACCUGCAGCAAACAAACGUACAGCGGGGCUCCUGCACCCAGGCCUGAACAUACAACAAAAAGGUGCCAGGCCUACUUGGCUGAGGCAAUCUCCCGGUCAGUCUCCGUUAGAGAAUGAUACUCUCAUGGCAUCAUCCCACUCAAGGCCUGUGCGGCCAGUAGCUUCCAGGACCCUGUUCCUGGGCAGCCUGCACUAGGGGAGGACACACUCCUGGCAUCUUCCCACUCAAGGCCUGUGUGGCCAAAACAUUCAGCAAGACACAUAGCUGGGGUUCAGUGACACAGCUAUGCUGAACCCAAAAGAAGUUGCAACAGCAACUAAAACAUGCCAGGCUCUCAGCCCUGGCCCAGAGCAUGCCAGCAAAACUGCAAGGCUUCAACCUUGGCCAGUUUGCUGCAGGGAUUGAUGCCCCCCACAUGGCAUCAUCCUACUCAAGGACCCAGAAAACAAAAGGGAAAAGGAACAGGUGAGAACAGAGGUCUCAAGCCCUGACACAGACUUGCUCUCCCUGUACUGGAGGCUUUCCCUUCACAUAGCUUCAGUCUGCCUCAUCAGUCAAGAGUGGGGGAUGACACCCCAUAGGAAGCAGGCCCCUCUGGCUCCCAAAUCAGCAUUCAGGCUUCAGCAGCCCCAAGAGGAAGAAGAAGAGUGAGUCAAACCAGGUGGCCUCAACCUUAAAUGACUUUUCUAACCUCAUCCAGGACCCCAGCCAAACAGCAGCCUCAUUGCAGCACUGCAAAUGCAGAUGAAUCAAAUCAAAAGAGGGGCAGCACUCCAGGAUUGGGCCCAAGUCACCUGACUGGUUUUACAGGUUCUGCUGAGGAAUCUUAAGACAAGGGAUCUGGACACAAUAAGGUUGUUGGAAGUUGGGUCCCUCCAGUCCUAGAAGUAACAAAAUAUACAGCACAAAUGAGAUACACAGCAAAAUAAAGCCAGAACACAUUUGACCACACACUGCCCCAAGGGUGUUACAGGAAGGUAGAUAGAAAACUGGCUGGAAUGUCAGAUUCAAAGAGUAUUAAUCAAUGGAUCAAGGUCUAGUUGGCAGCCGGUAUGAAGUGGAGUGCCCCAGGGAUCUGUUCUGUGGCCAGGUUUGUUCAAUAUCUCCAUCAACGACCUGGAAGAUGGGAUGGAGUGCACCCUCAGCAAGUUUGCAGAUAACAUCAAGCUGGAGGGAGUAGUAGAUACGCUGGAAGGUAGGGCUGGGAUUCAGAGUGACCUAGACCAAUUGGAGGAUUGGGUCAAAAGGAAUCUCGUGAGGUUCAACAGGGACAAGUACAAAGUCCUGUAAAAUCCCACCGCUUCAAUUUAGGGAGAAUUAAACUGAAGUAAACCCCCGUGGCGUGUACAAGCAGCCCAGAUGGCUGCCUGACCAGCAGAUCACCCACAGAUAAUACAGGAUACAGUAAUUCAGGCAGGGAACUCCGGUCCACUGCUGCCCUUAGCAGCCAUGCUGUCAGCACCUUUUGGGGCCAAGGGGAAGAGUUUAAAGGCAUGUAUGGCAGAUGGGUUGUUAACUCCCCAGAAAAGCCAACAGCUAUUAUAAUCUUAAUUGUCAGUUGUGUCCCUAGAAAUCUCCCUUCUGUUUUUCAGCUUUCCACUACCUAAAUGCACCAGGCCUGCCAAUUCUUUCCCAUGUGCUUGCGCCCUCUGAGCUCCAGGCAGGGGCAGAUUCAGGAGGUAUGCAGUGCACUGGUAUACUUACAUCCCACUUUGAUUCCCAGUCCACCCAAAAUUUAAAACCUACUGCCUGCCAGUGGCAGCAGCAUUUCUAGUCAGGCAGUGCUAAGGGAGUCAAUUGACUUCAUGGCUCAUUAUAAUCUACCUGAUCCCUUCUAAACACUUUAUUGCAUGGGUAUUAAUAACCCUCUCUUCUUUCUAAUGGUUUUGAUGUUCCACCAAAUAACUAUCCUUUGUUUUGCAAUUCUCCUGUCUCCCAGAAAUGAAACUCCUGCAGGUUCAUAGCCCUGCAGGUUGUUUUUAACUCAUUCUAAUGAAGUUGUAUUCAUUUUUUGCUUCAAUCUUAAACUGAAUCAUACAGUCUUGGGCUCCUAGCAUAAAGCUUCUAGUUCAUUAUGGAGACAAAUAUGUGUUGUUUAUGUGUGAUGAUGAUGCACCUCGCCGUCUGCACCCCCGUUUUCAAAAUCCUGGAUUCACCCAUGGCUCCAAGGGUAUGUUGCUAUGGGCACUCAAAGCUCUUAGAGAGGCCUGUAGGAUGUUCUGCCUGUAUCUCUGUGUCUGCCCUCUCUCCUGGUCCCAGAAAAUUCCCUGGAGAUGUCAUUUUAAAGGCCAUCCUUGCCUUGUCUGGUUUUGAGGCCCCACGGUAUGGCUCAGUGAGUUGAUCCCUGCUUUGUGCUGAGCUGGACACCCGUUGCUAUAAUCUCAUCUGUUUUUGUCCCUUAAUCUGUAUUUGUUCCCUGGGAAGUGCUGAGGGAUACAUUAGGGCAGAGGUGCUAGGUAAAUACCAUGUAGUCUUCUCCCACAUGUGCACACACCGCUCCAGCCCCUGAGCCAAGGUAAACAGAGAAGACUGAGCUCUCUAGCUGUCAGCAAGUCCUCUCUUUGGUCUUCCCACUUGUGUGGGCUAAAGGGGGUGGGAACAGGUGAAGGCUGUUUCUCUUUUAACUUUAGGCAGAUUGUCAUGGAAAUAAAAUCCAGCAUACUCAGUGCCACCCAUCCACCCAGCUCCAGCAACACCGGCUAGCAUGCUGCUCGAUUCCUGUGUAAAGAGCGUGGACGCCUGGCUGAGGGCUCAAGCAGGGGUGGGAUUACAGGAGCAAGCCCUAUAAAUAGGAGUCACCGUGAGACAGCAAGUCGCACGUCUAGCAGGAGGGAGCCCAGCAGAGGCAGAGCCGAGGAGGGAGAAGGUGGAGCGAGCUCUGUGUUCACGAGAGGGCGUGGUGGUUGUGUAUUAUGCGGAUGGGGACUGUGGUGUACACAUUAUGGUAACACAGCAUCUGUGGACUCAGAUAUUAUACUGAUAAGAGGCCGCGCAGGUAUCCAGGCGAGCUGAUAGGGGCCUACAGGCAGGUGGCUGUUUCUGCAACAGACGCUGGGCAUGAUGGCUGGCGCCCAGGUGGGGUUGCCCAGUCCAUUCCUGGAGCCACAGGUUGUGCCAGGCCCAGACUCAGACUCUGACUCAGACUCGGAGGAUCCAGGCUCUGGCAGCGGCAGGUCAGGCUCUGGUUCUCUGAAUCCAUCUCAGGUCAUCCACAGCGGCCACUUCAUGGUGUCCUCUCCGCACAGUGACUCAAUGCCCCGACGGCGCCACCACCGGGCCGAGUCAGAGGCUGCUGAUCCCCGGAGCAUCGACCUCACCCUUACCCGGCUCUUUGAGUGCAUGAGCCUGGCAUACAGUGGCAAGCUGGUAUCUCCAAAGUGGAAGAAUUUCAAGGGUCUGAGGUUGCUUUGCCGAGAUAAAAUCCGCCUCAAUAAUGCCAUCUGGAGAGCCUGGUAUAUUCAGUAUGUGGAGCGGAGAAAGAACCCUGUGUGCGGGUUUGUGACUCCCCUGGAGGGCUCUGAGGCUGAUGAGCACCGAAAACCAGAGGCUGUUGUGCUGGAAGGGAAUUACUGGAAGCGCCGGAUUGAGGUGGUGAUGAAGGAGUAUCACAAGUGGAGGAUUUACUACAAGAAACGGCUCCGAAAGUCCAGCCGGGAGGGUGAGCUCUUCAGUCCUAAGCAGGAUGAGGGUGCCUGGAAGCCAACAGAGAAAUGGUGCAACCAGCUAUUCUCCAAUGUGGUACCCAUGCUGCUAGGGGAUGAAGAGGAGGAGGCUGAAGGGCGGCAGCACUUUGACCUGGACAGCUUUCUCUCGGACAUCUCGGACACGCUCUUCACCAUGACACAGACCCCCAGCUCCCACCAGAUGCUCCCAGAGGACGCCUACACUGGCAAUGCUGACAUGAUCCAGCCUGGCUUGACCCCACUGCAGCCCAACCUGGAUGAUUUCAUGGAAAUCUCAGAUCUCUUCUCUAGCCACCGCCCACUGCUUUCGCAGAUGCAGCUGGGCUACCAGGAGCAGCCUUGCUUUACAACAAUUGGUGAAACUCUGUACAGCAGCAGCAGUGCUCUGGCUACCACCAAUGCCAACAUGAUGAUGCCCCCCAGGGUUCUGCCUGCCAGCCAUGUGGAUGCCCCCAUCUCACCCAAUGGCCUUCUCCAGUCCAGCAGCAACUGCACCUCCCAGCUCGGCCUGCACAGCUCCUUCCUCAGCUCCAGCUUCCAUCCAGCACCUCUGCCCCUGGAUUCCUCCAGCGGGAGUCACAGCAGCCUGGGCACUGACCUCAAGCCUAAACCCCUGUUCCAGUAUGGGUUCCCCAGCAAGUGCCUCAGCAUGGAGCCCUUCAGCCCUCCCUACUCCACCCCAGCAUCCCCACCCCAUGCACCCCUGCUGGGCCACGACCCCCUGUACCCACCUGCGUCAACACCAAGGUCCAAGUUCCAUUACUCUGGCUCCACUGGUGGCUCCUCACUCAUCCCCCACCCAUCCUCAUCUCUCUCCAUGCCAUGCUUCACUCAGCAUGGACCAGGCCUAGGCUACACCAUGGAUCUCCUGCCCACAGGAUACUCCACUCUGUCUAGUGCCCCGCAUCUUCCCCCUGUGAUGCUGAGUGGCCCCAGGUUUGCCCCCCACAAGGGGCAGGCCCAGAGUGGGGGCAGCCAGCCAAAGGGGAAGCCAGAGAAAACCAAGACAAAGAAAGCCACAGCGCUCCCGGUGCCACCGCUCCUGACAGCACCCAACCCCUGCCUGGCCCAGCUCCUCACUGCAGCUAAACAAGAGCCAGCUCUGGACCCGUCAUGCACUUCCAGCUCUGGGCUCAUCCCCACAUCACCGCAAGCUGCCAUUUCUGAAGGCCCCACUAGCUUCCUGUCCAGAAUGGUCCAGCUGAGUCCAGGUCUUUCUCCAGGCUCCAGUCCCUCCCAGUCUGUCCCUGUCACACUGGCUGGUGCCCAGGCAGGCUCCCCGCUCAUCCCCAAGCCAGAGCGACUGUCCCCCACAAUGGCAUGUGGCAGUGACUGGCCAAAGCCUGGGCGAGCCUCCCCAGUGCUGACUGCAGGACUGAGCCCUGGGAUCUUACCACAUCACAGUAUGCCCAGCCGGAGUAGGCCAGAGUCUAGCAAGACUGAGAGCCGUCGUAUCACACACAUCUCUGCUGAGCAGAAGAGACGCUUCAACAUCAAGCUGGGCUUUGACACACUGCACAGCCUGGUGAGCACCCUAAGUGCCCAGCCCAGCAUCAAGGUCAGCAAGGCCACUACACUGCAGAAGACGGCGGAGUAUAUCUGCAAACUGCAGCAAGAGAGGGCUGCCCUGCAGGACGAGGCACAGCGGCUACGAGAGCAGAUCGAGGAGCUCAAUGCUGCAAUCAACCUGUGCCAGCAGCAGCUGCCUGCCACAGGGGUGCCCAUCACCCGCCAGCGCUUUGACCAGAUGCGCAGCAUGUUUGAUGAGUAUGUCCGCUCCUCCACCCUGCAGAACUGGAAGUUCUGGAUUUUCAGCAUCAUCAUUCGGCCUCUCUUUGAGUCCUUCAAUGGCAUGGUCUCCACAGCUAGUAUGGACAGCCUUACCCAUACAUCUCUCGCUUGGUUGGACCAGUACUGUUCCCUCCCCACGCUUCGACCUACUGUCCUGAGCUCUCUACGUGAGCUAAGCAUUUCCACCUCCAUCCUGACAGACCCUGCAUGUAUACCAGAGCAGGCUACCCAGGCAGUGACCGGGGCCAACCCCAGCAACAGCUCAUCCUAGUUACACAGCAGGGGACUUCACAGCCUAGAACAGCGUUGGCAAGAUGAUUCACUCUUGCAGAACAACCCCUGGCCUUCAGCAGGGAGGGUGGAAGUCCUGCCAACUAAGAGGAGCAUGGAAACCCCUCAAGGGGAGAGCACCUUCUACAGCUUCCCACUUGGCUAUGAGUCAGCAGCUGAUGACUAUGGUAGGAAGCCAUUUGGGCAGCCCUGGAUCUCUCUAGGAAGGAUUUGAGCCUUCACUUUCCUUGCAGCCUCAUCUUCUGAAGCAAUACAUGAAAUCUGGCACCACAGGCACUGCGAAAUGGAGACUAGGAGAGCUGCAGGAGAACCAGCACAAGUCAGUGAAACUUCAACCCCUAUCUGCCAAGAAACAGGAGUCACCAAUGACAAGUCUGGUAUUGGAAACUCUGUGUUCCUAUGGAAAGAAUUGUACCUCAAAAGAUGGUCAGUUCUCAGCAUCCAAGCCUUCUACAGCAGAUGCAGCUAUCUUCAGUUUGUGUUCAGCCCUAGGCUCUGCAUAACCAGCUCUCUCCAGACUCUGAGUAUUUUUGAUUGUCAUCUGUGGCCAUGGAGAAAGGGCUCCUACAGCAAAAAUGUUCAUGUCCGCAAUAGUCUGGAAUGCUUACUUAGGCUACUGCAUAUCAAAUCCUAAGCAGUAGUUGUUCUGUUCACAUCUCAGGUGCAAUCCCCAUGCUUUUUGAGUCUCAUUCAAACUCAGAAGCUGGCUUCUGGAGUGAAGAAUACUGUACUGACUCAAAACAGUCUCCCUUUCAUAUUGUUUCUGUGUUCAGUUGAAUGAUCAGGCUGCUCAGUAAUGUCUCCUGUUGUAUUUUGUUGCUCUAUUCCCUACAUUAUGUGAAAUAUGUUUUCUUGCCCCUCAUCUUUGGACCAGCUGCUGGACUUCCCCUUCAUGACAGUAUCUCAAACAAACAUUCUCUGUUAGUUUGGGAAGUUCUUGAAUGCAGAAGUUUUCCUAUGAGCCAAUAUAGGAUGCUACAUGCUAAGCCUGUUUCUGUAUGCAAGGAGAGUUUCUGUGUGAUAAACAGACUGUUUUUUUUCACCUUAUACAA